AAAAGAGACGAACAAAACAUACGCGGUCUCCGAACCCGCCGAGUCCUCUUCCCCAUUCUGAUCUCACCACGUCAUCAUAUUCCCCGAUUUUGCCGGACCCACAUUUGGACCAAGCCCGCGAAACGCGGCCAGUUUAUUUUGAAGCCAGCUUUGGAGUUCCCUGAGAGCCUUACCUCUCCACCUCUCUCUCACUCUCUCUCUCUCCACCGUUCUAGUAAGAGAAAAAAAAAUAAAAAAAAAUAGCAUAAUUUGAUUAAUAGGAGAGAAAAAAAAAAAAAAAAAAAGGGUGGGAUUUCUCCCCUGACCCCCUCUCACCGGAGUCUGAUAUCUCCGGCGCAACUUCCCUGCUGGGAACUUACAAUUCCGGCGCCGGAGCUUUCCCGCAUUCUCCCUCUUCAUCAAUUUAUGUUCCAGGUACUUCAAUUUUUCUGGGUUUUCUCGAAUCAGCAUUAAUGGAUAACUUCAGAAGACCAUUUAAAGGAAUAAUCAAGGACAUCAAAGGAAGAGCAGCAUGUUACAAGGAUGACUGGUUUGGUCCGUCAUGCUUUGAUAUUGGGAUAUUGGCUCCAACCGCAUAUAUUUUCUUUGCUUCUGCGCUUCCCGUUAUUGCAUUUGGAGAGCAACUGAACAGGGAAACAGAUGGAAAAUUGAGCACAGUAGAGACUUUAUCUUCUACCGCACUCUGUGGAAUCAUCCAUUCGAUAUUUGGUGGACAACCUUUGUUGAUCUUGGGAGUUGCAGAGCCAACUGUGAUAAUGUACAGUUAUUUGUACAAUUUCAGCAAAGAUAAUGACCAGUUGGGACCAAAGCUGUAUUUACCUUGGGCGGGUUGGGUCUGUGUCUGGACAGCGCUUUUUCUGGUUCUUCUUGCAAUUUUCAAUGCUUGUACAAUCAUAACCAGAUUCACACGGCUUGCUGGGGAACUUUUUGGCAUGUUGAUUGCUGUUCUGUUUAUGCAAGAGGCCAUUAAAGGAAUCAUAAACGAAUUUAGAAUCCCCAAACGUGAAGAUCCGAAUUUGGAAGCCUUUGAAUACCAAUGGCUCUAUGCAAAUGGACUGCUUUCGAUCAUUUUCUCCUUCGGUCUGCUUUAUACGGCCAUUAAAAGCAGAAAAGCAAGAUCAUGGAAGUAUGGUACAGGACCGAUUCGCGGUUUCAUUGCAGAUUAUGGUGUUCCUUGCAUGGUUUUGUUAUGGACAAUAAUGUCUUACAGUGUUCCUAGUAGACUUCCUGACAGGCUUCCUAGGAGACUCAGGUCUCCACUUUUCUGGGACUCUGAAGCAACAGACCAUUGGAGCGUAAUGAAGGACAUGCCGAACGUUCCAGUGGCAUAUAUUUUCGCUGCUAUUAUACCAGCCGUGAUGGUUGCAGGACUGUACUUUUUCGACCACAGUGUGGCUUCACAAAUGGCACAACAGAAGGAGUUUAAUCUCAAGAAACCAUCUGCAUACCAUUACGAUAUGCUAUUGCUCGGUAUCAUGACUUUGAUUUGUGGGUUGCUUGGUCUUCCUCCUUCAAAUGGUGUCCUUCCACAGUCCCCUAUGCACACCAAGAGUCUUGCUGUUCUCCGAAGGAGGCUAAUCCGGCGGAGGAUGGUAAAGAGUGCCAAGGAAUGCAUCAAACAACAAGCGACCAACACUGAAAUCUAUGGGAAGAUGCAAGCAGUGUUCAUAGAGAUGGACGCCUCUCCAACCGCUACUGAGUUAGAUGGCCUAAAAGAGGCUGUAAUGAAAGCUGAAGAUGGAGGAGAUUCAAACACCAAAUUUGAUCCUGAGAAACAUAUCGAUGCUUAUUUGCCCGUUCGGGUCAAUGAACAAAGAGUGAGCAACUUGAUGCAGUCUGUGAUAGUGGGAUUAGCAGCUUUGGCCAUGCCAAUAAUAAAAAAGAUACCUACUUCACUUCUUUGGGGAUAUUUUGCAUACAUGGCUAUUGAUAGUCUCCCAGGGAGUCAGUUCUGGGAAAGGUUUACACUGCUCUUUGUCAUGCCAGACCGACGGUACAAGGUAUUGGAAGGCCCUCAUGCCUCAUACGUUGAAAAGGUUCCAUAUAAGUACAUCGCCAUAUUCACAAUCUUUCAACUUGUAUACCUUCUUAUUUGUUUUGGGGUGACAUGGAUUCCUAUAGCUGGAAUAUUGUUCCCUGUGCCAUUCUUCCUUCUUAUAAGCAUAAGAGAACGCUUGCUCCCCAAGCUAUUCCAGCCUUACCAUCUUCAGGAACUGGAUGCAUCUGAGUAUGAAGAAAUUGCUGGUGCUCCACACCGUAACCGAAGCAUAUCUCUCACGGAAAGAGAUCUACCUGAUGCCGAUAACGAUAAUACAGCUGAAGAUAUCUAUGAUGCUGAAGUAUUGGAUGAAAUGACUACCAGUAGAGGAGAGUUGAAGCUGAGAACAGUAAGCCACAAUGAAGACAGGUUCUCCCAGGUUCACCCAGAAGAUGUUGUACGAAUAUAAUGAAAGAUGCUGAUUACGCUAUAGACCUGAGCAGCUGAGCUUGUGUUAUGAAGCUGGUGAUUAGUAGUCCUCAAGAUAGGGAGUCGAGGAAAAUGGUCUUCUACAAAACCACCUAAGCUACACAUAGAUAUUAAAGAAGGAGAAAAAAAAAAAAAAAAAUUACACUACGACAAAGAUGAGAUAUAAGCAUGCAUGAAGAAGAUGUAAAGAGAUUGCAUUUUCAAGUGUAAUUUAUUUCUAGUAGGGAAAAGCCGUUUAGAGAUCUUCAAGAGAGAACAAGGUUUUCAUAGCUCAUCAUUCUUUUGCUUAUUGAUGAAUUGCUGGAAAGGAGAUGAGGAAAAGAAAUGGGGAAGAGAGCAAGGGGGUAUCAGGAUACUACUGUACUUGAUUUUCAAAGGAAAAAAACUAUAUGAUUAUUCAUGUAGAAAUAGGGAAGAGUAAGGGGAAUAACUUGUACUUCGCAUUCAAAGCAAAAUUGUUCAAGGGAGUAGUAAUUUUUUUUUUUUCCUAAUUAAAGAUAACUUGUUAGAAUUUUAUUUUUAGUAAUAUAUUGAAAAAAGUUUACGAACUUGUAUUAGGAACAAUUAAAACACAAAUUAGGGAUUGUGAUUUUCUUAUGUAGUAUGCUCUAAUUGGUUGGCAUU
Molecule: messenger RNA, 3091 nt
Organism: Ziziphus jujuba (common jujube)
Lineage: Eukaryota; Viridiplantae; Streptophyta; Magnoliopsida; Rosales; Rhamnaceae
Product: boron transporter 4
Exons: 14
Coding region: 453-2447 (664 amino acids)
Biological process (GO): monoatomic anion transport; monoatomic ion homeostasis; transmembrane transport
Cellular component (GO): plasma membrane
Molecular function (GO): solute:inorganic anion antiporter activity
Source: RefSeq, a predicted model, not a curated record